AAUCGAAAUUAUACAGAUACAAUGAGUUUUGACACAAUCGUCAAUAGCCUAAGCGAAUCGAAAGAGGAGGGAUCUGAUGAGGAUUUCGAUGUGCUGGUCGCCGUUGAGGUCGAGGAUCCAACAGUGAUGCGCAUCGGUGUCAUCGCCGAUACAGAGGUAACCCUGGGCUUAUUUCUGGCUGGCAUUGGCUAUCAUCGUGAGAAUUUUCGCAACUAUCUAAUGGUUGAACCAAGCACUACGCUGGGGGAACUUGAGACAUUUUUCCUUAUUAUGUACAAGGGGGGCAAUAUUGGCAUUAUACUGCUCGACUAUCCGACGUCAAAGCGUUUGGCUCAUGUGUUGGAUAAGUGCAAGAAUAUCCUGCCCAUUAUCAUCAUAUUGCCCACAAAGACAACCAUUAUGCCCUAUAUGGAGGAGAAGGAUCGUCAACGUCGACAGCGUAUGCGAGAAGCUUACACGUAAAAUAUAUUCAUUAAAAAUAAACUCUAGUAUCUGAAUAAUAUAA
Molecule: messenger RNA, 505 nt
Organism: Drosophila grimshawi
Lineage: Eukaryota; Metazoa; Arthropoda; Insecta; Diptera; Drosophilidae
Product: V-type proton ATPase subunit F
Exons: 3
Coding region: 22-462 (146 amino acids)
Biological process (GO): monoatomic ion transmembrane transport
Cellular component (GO): membrane
Molecular function (GO): proton-transporting ATPase activity, rotational mechanism
Source: RefSeq, a predicted model, not a curated record